Molecule: messenger RNA, 1488 nt
Organism: Penicillium antarcticum
Lineage: Eukaryota; Fungi; Ascomycota; Eurotiomycetes; Eurotiales; Aspergillaceae
Product: Zn(II)2Cys6 transcription factor
Exons: 1
Coding region: 1-1488 (495 amino acids)
Biological process (GO): positive regulation of transcription by RNA polymerase II
Cellular component (GO): nucleus
Molecular function (GO): transcription cis-regulatory region binding; zinc ion binding; DNA-binding transcription factor activity, RNA polymerase II-specific
Source: RefSeq, a predicted model, not a curated record
AUGGUGGUGAAGGCCUGUGACCGCUGCCGCUCGAGUAAGGAGAAAUGCGCCGUUGCGACUGAUAACCCGGCGUGCACCAGAUGCAUUCGCCUGAAAUUACCAUGCUCUAUCUUGCGUCGCAACAAGCGCGUGAGUCGUCGCCUCUCUCCAAAGACUCCUGUGGGAGAAACGCAGGUCGCCGUCUCCAGCAUCAAGUCCGUGGCAAGCGUCAACCAAAACUCACCUACCGUGUCCAGCCGACGGUCGGUUUCGUCAAUUUCGACCCCACCAAUGCAUAGGACUGAAGCAUCGUCGACACCAAUAUCUACAGGUCCCGUUGUGAUAGCACCGGAAAAAUUGCUCGCCUCAACCCUCAACCUCCAAACCACAUCAGACGCGUUGCGCACCGUGCUGGAUGUGGAACAAUUCUCAGUCAUCCAUCUACCCUUCAUGCUAGGCUCUAGCUUCAUUCCCGAGUCUCAAAAGACAGUCUAUGCCAUUUUAUGUCUUUCGGCCCCCACCCUCACAGAAGGCUACUUGGCCUUUCUGGGCCUGAUGACAAGCUACCAGAGAUCACUUGUCAUGCGUCGCGGCGAGCCUGAUAUGUGCAAAGCCGCAAUGGGCUUGCAACGAUUGCGAAGUGUGAAAAUCUCACACGAUUACGACGCGGCAUGCGCGCUUUUUCUAGGCCAGACCAUGUACGUUUUCAACGUGCUCACAGCACCAUAUUCCAAUACGGCCCACUCAAUCGUCCGGAGCGCGCUCAUGUCCACGAAAAAAUGGGUUCCGCGACUACUACAAUUCCCCAUCAUGGAUACAAUAACCAUGUCACCUAUUCUGAUCGACACGGUAGAAUGCCUCGUUCAUCGUGAAAUCCCUAUUAUACGACUCCAUCCCCAACGGCGCGUAAUUGUUGACCGCUAUGCUGGUCUGUGCGCAACUCUUCUGCCUCACCUAUACGACAUCUGCGAGUGCAGCCACGCUUUGAAGAGGAAUGUGUUUGAGGCUGGUUCCGAGUCACAUUCCGCAAUAUAUGAUCGACUGGGUAAUAUCGAGGAAGCAAUUCGAUAUUGGCGGCCCAAAACGCCUACUCAAAUUUUCGAAAAUUACGGCCAACAUGCCGUUCUGGCAAUGGUCACGCAGGCGAAUGUCUAUCGUCUAGCGGCUCUAUUACUCAUUCACCGGUUGCGACAUCCCCUCGGUGUCGAAAACGCAGGGGCGCAAAAAUUGGCAAAUAACAUCUUUGCUGAGUUGGCUUUUUUUGCCAAAUCGUCAAUCAAGGACACUACCGCUCUACCGGUAGUGUUCCCAUUGACAAUGGCCAUGUUGGAGAUCAAAGGCCCUGGAGAGGAUCUUUUGGAACGUUUAGCCUCAUUCUCUGUCCAAAGCACAAGUGCCUCGCGACUUCAGGAGUUCGUACAGCUGGUCAGGUCUUCACGAGAGUCUGGAUUUGAGGGCACUUUGUUCGAUUUGGUUGAGUCACAUCUUCAUGUUGCAAUGCCACCUUAG